AUGUCGCGUCAACAUACAAAACCUUCUAUAUGUUUUUGCACAAAGUACACUAUUGAAACUAUGAGAUCAUUUGGACAAGAACCUACACUAACUGAAUUAACUCAAGCCAUUAUGAAUGAAGCAAAAUAUAGUGGAGAUUGGUCUGCAGCUACUACUUUAUUUCAAGAUUUUGAUAAAUUGGUCUGGAAGAGAUUGGCACGUUUAGGUAACGAUAUCAUGAAUUUGGAAAAUAUGGAGAAGACGCGGGAUGAAACAAAUAAUAAGUUAACGCUUACGCAACUUUGGCUUGAGACACCUGUCGCCUUACGUCCAUUAAGUAAAACUGAAAUAAAAUAUGUCCGACAAGCUUACCAAAUAAUGGUACGGUACUCACCAACCAUCAAAGAUGCAACUAAAUAUUAUUUACACUUACUCACAAAUCACUUGGACACACCAAUUUUUGAUGAUGAGUGCGUUAGUCAUUGUUUGAUUUCCCUCAUCUUUUUGAUUUCUAAGAGUAACGAUAUUGGCUUCAUGGAAAAAGGACUAGAACUAGUGCAGAUUGCCUUAAACCGAAACUUACAUGAUAAGCAAUUGGAAGUGUUGGCUGAUGUAUCAAAAGAAAUUUUUGCGCACUACGGGUUGCAGCUUAAUAAAAUUCAUAGUUCAUUAGAGAAAAGUGUCUCUUGUAAUCAAAUAACUGCUUAUGAUGUUAGCAGCUUGAUAGGUUGUAAAAAGGGUAAAAAAAAUAGAAAACAUGAUAAUCGUUCUCUUAGAAUUCCAGAACUAAUAUCAGCCGAUCUUAUGGAAUAA
Messenger RNA from Cetraspora pellucida, 792 nucleotides. NCBI's taxonomy places the organism in Eukaryota, Fungi, Glomeromycota, Glomeromycetes, Diversisporales, Gigasporaceae. The record is from the annotation of a GenBank genome assembly.